Saprolegnia parasitica CBS 223.65 is the source of this 1000-nucleotide messenger RNA. RefSeq lists its product as hypothetical. The transcript has a single exon. The record is from RefSeq and is a predicted model, not a curated record. Lineage: Eukaryota; Oomycota; Saprolegniomycetes; Saprolegniales; Saprolegniaceae. Gene Ontology annotation, cellular component: cytoplasm. Gene Ontology annotation, biological process: protein refolding. Gene Ontology annotation, molecular function: protein folding chaperone. Bases 87 to 959 code for a protein of 290 amino acids.
CAGCAAGUUUGUAUGGUGCGUCGCACGGGCCAAUCAAGGUCGCCGAAUUCGGCGUCGGUCCUUCCAGCGCACAAGACGGACGAUCGAUGCUGCAAGCCCGCGAGAAGACCCGCGACCUCGUCACGCGCUGCUUUGUGAACGGCCUUGGCUACCGCGUCGCAGCGGUCUACGCACCCAACGUGGCCAACGUCAUGCGGGCCAAGUGGACCGACCAGCACAACCCAGUGCUCUCGACGCAAGACACGCGCGAGUGGUCCGAGUACAUGGCCGGUGCGACGAUGCUGAGCGCCUUCUUCAAGGGCGAAGAGCGCGUCAAGAUGAGCCUCAAGAAUGCGUCGCACCACAUUCAAGUCGAAGCCAUGAGCGUCGGUGAGGUCCGUGGCUACACACGUCCGGACCCGACGGGCCCGACGGCGUACUCGGUGCUGGAAGUCGACAAGGUGCUGUACGGCGCCGCCAAGCCGUACAAGACGAUCCUCUCGAGCAUGGGCAGCGCGCAAGCGGAUUGGCAAAUGUACUACGACGUCUCGGAGCAGGUGCCGACGAUCGUCAAGAUCGAGUCGGGCGUCGGCGAGAACGACGAAGUCGCGUGCUGCGGUAUCACGGUCCAAGAGCUGCCGCAGGUCGAGAAGCCGUCGCCGCUCCAGGACCGUCUCCGGCUCUUUGAGGCCCUCGAUAUGCUCGAAAUGGUGCAGUCGGAAGGCAUGCUCAGCGUGCUCAAUGUGCUCUUCCCCGAAGUCGCCAUUUCGGCGGACGACUGCAAGCGGAUGCCCGUCGACUACUACUGCCGCUGCUCGAAGGAGCGUUUCGUCAUGCGCCUCCACCAGCUGCCGGCGGACGACCUCAACGACCUCGUCUCGGAGGGCGGCGUGAGCAUGUCGUGCAACUACUGCAACGCCGCGUACUUUGUCGACGCGAACCAGGUCCAAGCGAUCGCGAUUGAGAAAAUGGCCAAGUAGAAUAGUACCAUAAUUGAUACAACGACCCACCUGUCGCUCCA